Molecule: messenger RNA, 909 nt
Organism: Pseudomassariella vexata
Lineage: Eukaryota; Fungi; Ascomycota; Sordariomycetes; Amphisphaeriales; Pseudomassariaceae
Product: SURF4 family-domain-containing protein
Exons: 3
Coding region: 1-909 (302 amino acids)
Biological process (GO): Golgi organization
Cellular component (GO): endoplasmic reticulum; endoplasmic reticulum-Golgi intermediate compartment; membrane
Source: RefSeq, a predicted model, not a curated record
AUGGCUCAGAUGAGGGGAACAGGCGGCUAUCGCCUUGGCGCUCAGAACCACUUUGGUGGACAACAUCGCGAGGGCAAUUCGGAAGCGAGUACGCUCGAUGCGAUACGAGAGCAGACGUCCAAGAUCGAGGAUAUUCUGGAUACAUACAGCGAGCCCAUCAAGCCUUACCUACCAGCCAUCGGCCGCUUCCUGAUCGUUGUUACAUUCCUCGAGGAUGCGCUGAGAAUCUUGACACAAUGGAGCGAUCAAUUGCUGUAUCUGCAUGACUACCGAGGGUUCCCCAACGGCCUCAACCACAUGUUCCUCAUGGUCAACGUCCUGACCAUGGUCGCCUGCGCGACCCUCGUCAUCAUCCGAAAAUACUCCGAUUACGCUGUUGGCGGCCUUAUGGGGGUUGUGGUUGUCCAAGCCUUCGGAUAUGGCUUGAUUUUCGACCUCAACUUCUUCCUCCGAAACCUCUCCGUCAUUGGUGGCCUCUUGAUGGUCCUGUCAGAUUCGUGGGUCCGGAAGACAAAGGCCUUUGCUGGACUUCCCCAGCUGGACGAGAAGGACCGAAAGAUGUACUUCAUGUUGGCUGGACGUGUCCUCUUGAUCUUCCUGUUCAUUGGUUUCGUCUACAGUGGGGAGUGGUCGGUCUGGAGAAUCCUUGUCAGUAUCCUCGGGCUCGUGGCCUGCGUCAUGGUCGUGGUUGGAUUCAAGGCCAAGUUCAGCGCUACUCUCCUGGUCGUUAUAUUGAGCGUUUUCAACCUCUUGGUGAACAAUUUCUGGACUCUCCACGAACACCACCCCCACAAGGAUUUUGCCAAGUAUGAUUUCUUCCAGAUCCUGUCGAUCGUUGGUGGUCUCCUUCUCCUCGUCAACAGCGGGCCGGGACAAUUCAGCAUCGACGAGAAGAAGAAGGUCUACUAG